Molecule: messenger RNA, 917 nt
Organism: Branchiostoma floridae (Florida lancelet)
Lineage: Eukaryota; Metazoa; Chordata; Leptocardii; Amphioxiformes; Branchiostomatidae
Exons: 4
Coding region: 162-770 (202 amino acids)
Cellular component (GO): membrane
Molecular function (GO): G protein-coupled receptor activity
Source: RefSeq, a predicted model, not a curated record
UCUACAUACUGUACAUGUUUGAGUGCCAUAUGGUAGCAUCACAUGUGACUCGCUUUGUAAGGUUCAAGAUGGGCUAGAAUCUUCUAAAACUUCGCUCUUAAGAUGAAUAGAGAAAAAAAGUCUUGGAACUUUUUCUUAAGAGCACCAGGAGAUGGGAGACGAUGCUUGUAGUUCAAACCUUUGUCUUCUUUCUUGUCUUGAGGUUGUCUGACGGGAGGUCCUUGGACGACUCCUUGGGUAUCUCGCCCUGGCUCCUUGCAGCUUCUGAGACGCUCUCUGAGACGGACGCAGGGAGUGGUGAAGACCCGGGAAGCGGCUAUGAUGUAAACUUGCCGUCGACAGAACCACCCCCCGUCAAAGACGCGACCUUCGCAGUCAACCCCGUUCUGCAACAUACCUGUCGGCGCGAAGAGGCUGAUGGGUAUCUGUGGUCGGAAACCCCUGCCCCGGGUUUAGCAGAGGUCCCGUGUAUCGGGGAGGAGGCGGAUGUUGGGCGGGUGGCAAGCCGUGAGUGCGGGAUAGUGGAGAUGCCAGAGUACGGCUACUCCGUGGCCUUCUGGCGGGGUCCGGACUGCAGCACGUGCCGCGUCUGUAAACCUGCCACCAAGUCGUGCAAGGGGGAGAGCAGCUACGAGAUGGACUGGGAGGAAACUCCUAUAGGAGAGAUAGUAGAGAAGCCGUGUGAUGAGCGGCUGGGCCUGAGAGGGUUCAGUGUGAAGAGACGGUGUGUGGAGUACUCACCCCUCAGUAUGGCCGUGUGGGAGGGUUAACGUUUGUUUGUUUGUUUGUUUGUUUGUUUACCAGGAGAGAUAGUAGAGAAGCCGUGUGAUGAGCGGCUGGGCCUGAGAGGGUUCAGUGUGAAGAGACGGUGUGUGGAGUACCCGCCCCUCAGUAUGGCCGUGUGGGAGGGUUGACGU